Aphanomyces astaci is the source of this 567-nucleotide messenger RNA. RefSeq lists its product as hypothetical. NCBI's taxonomy places the organism in Eukaryota, Oomycota, Saprolegniomycetes, Saprolegniales, Verrucalvaceae. The record is from RefSeq and is a predicted model, not a curated record. Gene Ontology annotation, molecular function: zinc ion binding; DNA binding. The coding region runs from base 137 to 499 and encodes 120 amino acids. The transcript has a single exon.
CUUCUGGUUUUUGUGUGGAAAGACCUAGCAGGGCGCCUGCUCCGUCCCGCGAGCGCUAGUUUGCCUACCGCGCUCAGGCCCGCAUUUGCGCGUGUGUGUGUAUCUCCCUCCAUCUGUCGCCGCAGUCGGUCGUGUCAUGCAUGAAAUCACGGCCUGGUCCCAAUGCAAAGACGCCGUCAUGCAAGUUGCGCACACAUCCACCACGACCUGUCAAGCAUGCGAAGGCAAGAUUGCCAGCGGCCAAUUGCGCCUUGGGGUCAUGUAUCUGCAUGUGGAUGGGUUCAUGCUCGUCGAAUGGAUCCAUUUGAGGUGCCAGCCGUGGCGCGUUACCGCAUUCGACUCGAUCAGCUUCGUCGACCGCGGUUGCCUCAGUGUCGACCAAGCCCUCCACAUUCGCCGAUGGCUUGUCAGCUGCCAGACCCAACUCACUGAAAGCACUGCAAGUGACAUCAUAGCAUUAGAGGCAUGGCAUGUAGUGAUGCCGUUGACCACUUUGUAAUACACGUACGAGGCCAGUGUUCUGAAAAUGAAGUAACGAGGUCAUUGGCAUUUACGAUAUUGAUCCAC